Molecule: messenger RNA, 1069 nt
Organism: Trachymyrmex cornetzi
Lineage: Eukaryota; Metazoa; Arthropoda; Insecta; Hymenoptera; Formicidae
Product: pancreatic lipase-related protein 2-like
Exons: 4
Coding region: 1-1062 (353 amino acids)
Biological process (GO): lipid catabolic process
Molecular function (GO): serine hydrolase activity; lipase activity
Source: RefSeq, a predicted model, not a curated record
AUGGCUCUUAUUCCAACGUUCCUCGUAUUUUUGUUCCUAAAUGUAUCUUUUAAUAUAGCAGAGUUAUUGCGUAAUCGACCAUCGAUCCAAAAUUUUCAAGAUCACCAUUCCGAAGAAGGUCUCUUGGAGGUCUUUUUAAAUCCGACAUCGAUUAUUGCAAAUGAUCGUGCGAUAAUCGGCAAUAUAAUUGAUAUAGAUCUUAAAGCAGAAGAUAUAAAUUAUGAACUUUAUACCAAGGACAAUAAGGAGCAACCUGUUUAUCUACGAGUGGGUGAUGCUACUCAAUUAAAGGAUUCACCAUUUAAUCCUGAGUGGCCUACCAAGAUUAUUAUUCACGGGUGGGCAGAGAGCGGAAAUGCUUUUUGGCUACACGAUAUUCGGCGAAAUUAUCUUAACGUUGGAGAUUACAAUGUAAUUUGUGUAGAUUGGUUCGCCGGUUCAACAAAAGAAUAUCUAACAUCCGUCAAACUUACUCAUCAGGUGGGAGAAUACGUGGCUGCAUUUAUCGAAUUUCUCGGAUCAGAAACUCAAGUAUCCUUCGAUGAUGUUCACGUUGUGGGACAUAGUUUGGGUGCCCAUGUAGCCGGACACAUUGGUAAUUAUAUAUCGAAGAAGCUCGGUCGAAUUACCGGACUUGAUCCGGCUGGGCCGGCAUUCGAGACGCCUUAUCUUAAAGAUACAGAGGAGCGAUUAGAUGCCGCAGACGCCAAUUUCGUGGAUGUUAUUCACACUUGCGCCGGUAGUUUAGGCUUCCUCAGACCUAUUGGCCACGCGGAUUUUUAUCCGAAUGGAGGAACAUUUAGGCAACCUGGAUGCCCUGUAUUUUCAUCCCAGACCUGCAGCCAUGGUAGAUCGCAUCAGUUUUUCACCGAGUCGAUCGUGCAUCCUGAUGGCUUUGUCGCCGUGAAAUGCUCCAAUUGGAUAGAUUUCCAACUUGGUAAAUGCGGCGAUAACAAUUUUAGCACUGCCGAUAUGGGCGAAUUCAUCAACCCUAACGUUCAAGGUAUUUUUUAUUUGCAAACCAAUGCACAACCACCGUUUGGAAAGGGCAAGAUAAAAUAAGCAGUGA